UUUUUCCUGUUUUUCUAGGUUUCUCGGGUGCGUCUUUAUCUUCGCAGUGAUGGUAGUUAAAUGGAUUUCUUACUUUGUUGAGGAUAGGUUGAACGGCAAUACGGUAGGAUGGCGUGCUAGACAAUAAUGUUGAGACACCAAAGAUAUCCGGAGCCUAAAGAUCGGCUCGACGAAGAAGAAGACGGGAGUCAAGAUGGGCGUCCAGCAAUGGCAGCUAGAAGCAUACGUUGUUCUCCUGCUCAAGGUGCCAUUUCUUCAGUGGCCAACGAUUUCAGCAAAAUAGGUCUGAGCUCAGACAUGUGCGUUCCCGUGUUAUCAAGACGUACACCAUCUGUGACUACCGUCAUCAAUAGCCCGUCGAAAAUGCCAAGUCGUACAUUUUCGAGUGUCUGCUCACCACCAUCACCACCAAUUCAGCACUCUCUCGUUACCCACGAAAAGAUCGCAGUCCAGGAAGAAACUGCCAAAAGCUCCACUGCUGCAAAAGAUGCUGAAAUCCUGGGAUCAAAGCCAGCGGUUUUAGUUGUAGAGCCUGGAGACAAUGUGAAGGAAAGCUUGACCCCCGUACAGCCCUCUUCACCAGCGAGUUGUUCGAGGUCGGGUGAAACCGAAACGGAAGCUUUAACACAACGCAGGACUAUUUACCCAAAUGUUCCUUAUUCUCCAUACGGAUCACCUUCAUGUUCUCCACGGUUUGCCAGACGGAAGCCUCUGCGUAGCACACAGACAGUGAGCAUGGAAUGCAAAGACGGUUACACACAGCUCAAUCAGUACCGACUGAAAGAAGAUAUCGGACAAGGCUCAUAUGGCAUUGUGAAGUUGGCAUACAACGAAGAAGACGACAUUCAUUAUGCGAUGAAGAUCUUAUCGAAGAAGAAGCUGAUGAAGAGGGCUGGACUUUACGGACGGCCUGCUCCGGUUCGGUUUCUUUCGGCGCAAGGUCCAGCCCAGAUGUGCAGCGUUUCGGGAUUACCUCAGCAAACUGCGGCACAGCAACAACAACAGCAACCUUGCGUUUUAUCGCGGCGACCUUUGACGGCGGCUGCCAGCGUAGGUCGUGUGAUGAUGCCCAGGUCGGCUUCAGCAGCUGGACGGAUACCGAGUAGCUCGCAUGGGUCUCGGAAUUCCGUGACGGCCGCGUGGAACGAGCGCUCUCAAAAUCCCAUGGAUCAAAUUCGUCGCGAGGUGGCCAUUUUGAGGAAACUGGACCAUCCGAAUGUCGUGAAGCUUGUUGAAGUGCUGGAUGACCCCGACGACGAUCAUCUUUAUAUGGCAUUCGAAUUGUUGGAAAAGGGAGAAAUCCUUCAGGUCCCUACAGACACUCCGCUAGAGGAGCACGUUGCAAGAGCCUACUUCAGGGAUAUUGUGCUUGGUCUGGAAUACUUGCAUUUCCAGAAGAUCAUCCAUCGGGAUGUGAAACCGAGCAAUCUUUUGCUGGGCAAUAACGGACGCGUUCGAGUGGCAGAUUUUGGGGUAUGCAAUGAGUUUCAUGGCUCGGACGCUUUGCUAAGUAACACUGCCGGCACGCCUGCAUUUAUCGCUCCGGAGGCGUUAAUGCAACGACGUGGCAUGUACAGCGGGAAGGCCGCUGAUGUCUGGUCGCUGGGAAUCACGCUGUACGCGAUUGUAUUUGGAGACGUGCCGUUCCGUGAUGACAACAUCCUUGCCCUCUACUCGAAAAUAACGAGCCAGCCCCUGCAGUUCCCUUCAGCUUUUAACGUUUCCGAAGAUCUGAAGGAUCUGAUCUCGAGGAUGUUGACCAAGGAUCCGUCAUUGAGAAUAACCGUGCCCGAGAUCAAGGAACAUCCGUGGGUCACGUCGAACGACGAAGAUCCCAUGCCGACGGAGGAGGAGAAUUGCAAUCCGGGGCUAAUUGAGGUCACGGAUGACGAGGUUCGCUUCUCCGUGCGGUCGAUCCCCAAAUUGGACACGUUGAUCCUCGUGAAAGCCAUGUUGAAGAAGCAUUCCUUCCGGCAUCCGUUCCCUGUGCAUCAGACUGCAAAGCCCGAAAACGAUGACAGACGACGUAAGCUUCAGCAACGUGCCAACACUUGCACUGGAGGGAUGACGGCGAGAAGCAGUAGCAGUCACGCGAGGUUUGCAUUGCAAGAGGUUGAAGAACCGAGGAACGGAGUCUCGAAUUUUUCCUAGGAGUAACAGUUUUCUCUCAUUGUCCCCCCCCUUUUUUCUCUUGAAUUUUUCCCCUUGAAAUGUAUUGAUGUUGCUGUCCCAUCGUCGCUGAUUUUCCCCCCGAAUUACCUUAGUCUGCUGCGUGCUUGCAGCAUUGGAAAAAAAUUUAUGUCCCAGUUUUGUGAAACACUCGGUUGAAAAGUAUCUUGCGGUCGCUUAUCAAUGCGCACAAAGUGCGCCAAAACCAUGGAAAGCUUUAAGGAAGACGAGUCUUUUCCCGCCGAACUGACUUCAAAGAAGUUGAAUCUGUGCAAGAUGACGGAUUAUUUCCGAAAACGCUGUGGUUCGCGUAAUUUACGAUAGCUACGCGGAAAUUGAUGACCAGUGGAUGAUCAAGCGAAGCAUCCUUAGAAAAUUACUUGUUUUUUCUUGUGAUUGUCAUUGCUGUGUUACCGAAACCCGCCUUGAAGAGCUUUCGUGAAACAUCGCGCGAGAUGGCUCGCCAUAUCUGUCAAUUUCCAUGUUUUAUUCUUGCGUAAGCGUGACAGAAUUGUAAUUUCGGAGCACAAGGGUCUUUUUUGUUUUUUUGGUCUGUGGUGUCUUGCAAAAAUAAUUGUUCCAGUUUUACCUCUGUGAUCUGCUGAUCUUGAUGUAGGCCCACGAAUUUCGGAUAGUAAUUAAGCAUGCGGUAGUUUAUUCAAACUCGGUAUAGUAUUCUUACCAUGUGUGUUUAUUUUCUUUUAUAAUGGAAAGCCAUGUCCUGAAGCAAUGUUUAGUAACGGAACUCGACAAUCAGGAUGCCGAUUACAUGUACAAAGUUUGAGUUAGAUUCACCGGAUCUGUGUGUAGACAUGCGUUGUUCGAAUAAUCUGUAAGCUGGAAUCAUUUCGAGGUUGUAGACGUGAAGAUUCGAAGUUUCUCAUCUGCGGUACGUUCGCGAUUGCUCUGUGAUCCCCGUUACCGACUUGUGCAGAAUUGUUGGUAUUCCAAAGUACAGUACUGUACUGUCCUUCGUGUCAGUUGGUGUGUUUUAAGAAUCUCGGUGUUGUGGUCGUGAGGAGAAGCUACAUAAGUGACGUCUUUCAAUGAGAAAAAAAGAGAAUAUCUGUGUCGUGAACCUCGUCGAUGUUUUCAUGAGCUACGCGUUUGAAGGUGUUCGAAUCCUUUUGCUGAUCUGAGUACUGAUUUCUUUUCCCCCCAGUGCGGUAUUCUGCGUGUACCCCGUUGCGCCAAAUGUUGACCCCCUCUUUCUGGCGGGUGCAAAAUUACAUGACGCGAUUCUCGGACCAUUCUGCCUAUAUUUUGCGACGCGCUAUUUUUCUUACGAAUUUUUACUUAUCGCCAUCACAGCGUUCUCCUAACGUGACUGGAACCCGAUGAAUUCCUUGCCGCGUGUAUUGCUGAUUUUAUGUUCGGCCAAAUGCCUGGAUUUUCCGUGUUUGUUUCGAAUCUCAGAUUUUUUACAAUUGGUACAUUGCUAAUUUUAUGAUUUUGUCGGAAACCCUAACUGGAUUCGAAAAGAAGAAAAAUUGAACUACCCAACUGAA
Messenger RNA from Notodromas monacha, 3677 nucleotides. The record is from the annotation of a GenBank genome assembly. Lineage: Eukaryota; Metazoa; Arthropoda; Ostracoda; Podocopida; Cyprididae.